AUGAUUAAAUGUUUGGUGGAAGAUGUGCGAGCCAGGCUGCGUUCUGGAGUGACUAUCAACUCGCUGGGGCAUUGUGUUGAGGAGCUUGUCCUCAACAGUAUCGAUGCCAAAGCAACAUGUAUAGCUAUCCGGGUGGAUUUGGAAGCUUUUAAGAUCCAGGUGGUGGACAACGGCUCCGGAAUGGGGAGAGAGGACUUAAAUGCAAUGGGAAAGCAGUACUUCACCAGCAAGUGCAGCUCAGUGGCAGACCUUGAGAACCUGACCUUCUAUGGCUUUAGAGGGGAGGCUGUAGCAAGCAUAGCCAACAUGGCCAGUGUAGUGGAAGUUUCAUCUAAGACCAGCAGGACAGCAAAAACGUUUGUGAAACUAUUUCACAAUGGGCAAGCACUGGAAGCCUGCGAAGCUGAACUGAGCAGACCAAGUGGCGGAACUACAGUGACUGUAUGUAAUCUGUUCCAUCAGUUACCAGUGAGGAGAAAGUGUAUGGAUCCUGUGUUGGAAUUUGAGAGGGUCAGACAGAAAGUAGAGGCUAUUUCGCUGAUGCAUCCCUCUAUUUCACUUUCCUUAAGGAAUGACACUUCUUGCUCUACGGUGCUUCAGCUCCCUAAAACAAAAGAUGUGUGUUCUCGGUUUUGUCAAAUUUUUGGACUGGGCAGAUCACAGAAGUUACGAGAAAUAAAUCAUAAGUCUGGAGGAUUUGAACUAAGUGGUUAUAUCAGUAUUGAAGGACAUUACAACAAGAAUAUGCAGUUCUUGUAUGUGAAUAAAAGGCUUGUUUUAAAGACAAGAAUACAUAAACUAAUUGAUUUUUUAUUAAGAAAGGAAAGUGUCAUUUGCAAGGCAAAAACUGGCCCUGUGAGCAGACAGGCUAGUUCAAGUCCUGGUCGCCCUCGUUGUGGCCCAGAGUUGUACGGGAUCUUUAUUCUCAAUGUGAUCUGUGCGUACAGUGACUAUGAUGUGUGUCUGGAACCUGCAAAAACUCUAAUUGAGUUCCAGAACUGGGAUGUCCUUCUAACUUUCAUAGAGGAAGGAGUGAAAAUAUUUUUGAAAAGAGAAUAUUUAUUUAUUGAGCCAUGUAAUGAGGACAUCAGGGAAUUUAAUGAAGAUAAUGACUUUUGUUUGUGUAAUGCUCCAGUUCUGAAGCCCUCACUCUAUGAUGGGAAGAGCAUCCAAGACAGUUUUAAGAAAGCAUGUGAUGAAAUUGUGAAUUCUUAUGAAAUGUGUAACUUGCAAUCAAAAGAUGUCAAAAGGAAAUCUGUGACUGAAAAAAAAUCUUCAAAUCUUACGGAGUCAAAUAAAAAUCUACAGGAAACUGAAAUCACCCCAAGUCAGAAGACUGACAACACAAGCACAGGUGAUCCCAGGAAUGAUUUGUGGUCUGACUGGAUCCAAGAUUUUGAUGUUUCGUCAGGUAAGACGAUAUACAUCAAUAAAGCAACUGGACUGAGCACCUACGGCACUCCUCCUGCUGAAUUUCAAGCUGCCUGCAUUCAAGAUAUCACAACAAUGGCUGUGAACAUUGUCUCAGAGAAUGAUGCUGAAGGGGAGUCUCUCCAAUCAUUGCUUUCAGAAUGGGAUAAUCCUGUUUUUGUCCCCUGCCCACAGAUUGCUGUUGAUGUGACCAGCAGUCAGGCUGACGAUCUGGCUGUGAAAAUUCACAAUAUCUUGUAUCCUUAUCGUUUCACCAAAGACAUGGUUCAUUCAAUGCAGGUUCUUCAGCAAGUGGACAAUAAAUUUAUCGCUUGUGUAAUAAACACUAGGAAUGAAAUGGAUAAAAAGGCAGAUGGAAACCUCUUGGUUUUGGUGGACCAACAUGCAGCUCAUGAACGGAUCCGCUUGGAGCAGCUUAUUGCGGAUUCCUAUGACAAGGAAGCUGCAGCAUGUGGCAAGAAGAAACUGCUGUCCUCUGCCAUCUCUCCCCCUUUGGAGAUUGAAGUUACAGAAGAACAAAGAAGAUUUCUACGAUGCUGCUACAAAAAAAUGGAGGACUUGGGUCUUGAAUUAUCAUUUCCUGAGACCAACAGCUCCUUGAUUCUAGUGAGGAGACUGCCACUUUGUUGUAUAGAAAGAGAAGCCGGUGAAGUACGACGGAAAAGACAACCUGUCUCUAAAAGCAUUGUGGAGGAGAUUAUUCAAGAACAGGUUGAGCUGGUGCAGACCGCAGGAGGAGGAGCACGAGGGACACUGCCUCUGACGUAUCUGAAGGUGUUAGCUUCCCAGGCCUGUCAUGGAGCUAUUAAGUUUAAUGAGCAUUUGACUUUGGAGGAAAGCUGCAAGCUUAUUGAAACUUUGUCAUCUUGCCAUCUGCCCUUCCAGUGUGCUCAUGGAAGACCUUCCAUGAUGCCUCUUGCAGACACAGACCAUCUACAGCAGGAAAAGCAGCCUAAACCUAACUUGGCAAGGCUGCGGAAGAUGGCGCGAGCAUGGCAGCUAUUUGGGAAAAACAGACCCUAA
Chaetura pelagica (chimney swift) is the source of this 2454-nucleotide messenger RNA. It is a transcript of the gene MLH3, whose product is annotated as mutL homolog 3. NCBI's taxonomy places the organism in Eukaryota, Metazoa, Chordata, Aves, Apodiformes, Apodidae. Gene Ontology annotation, biological process: mismatch repair. The transcript has 13 exons. Gene Ontology annotation, cellular component: mismatch repair complex. The coding region runs from base 1 to 2454 and encodes 817 amino acids. The record is from RefSeq and is a predicted model, not a curated record. Gene Ontology annotation, molecular function: ATP hydrolysis activity; mismatched DNA binding; ATP binding.